Messenger RNA from Melozone crissalis (California towhee), 3814 nucleotides. It is a transcript of the gene ADAMTS14, whose product is annotated as ADAM metallopeptidase with thrombospondin type 1 motif 14. The coding region runs from base 59 to 3088 and encodes 1009 amino acids. The record is from RefSeq and is a predicted model, not a curated record. Gene Ontology annotation, cellular component: extracellular matrix. Lineage: Eukaryota; Metazoa; Chordata; Aves; Passeriformes; Passerellidae. Gene Ontology annotation, biological process: extracellular matrix organization; proteolysis. Gene Ontology annotation, molecular function: metalloendopeptidase activity. The transcript has 21 exons.
GGUGCUGUUCCGGGAGCCCCUCCAGCAGCGCUGCCUCUUCACCGGCGACAUCUCCGGCAUGCCCGGAGCUGCCGUGGCCAUCAGCAACUGCGAUGGGCUGGCUGGCCUGAUUCGGACAGACAGCAACGAGUUUUUCAUCGAGCCCCUGGAGAGGGGCCAGCAGGACACGGAGGAGCACGGCAGGGCCCACGUGGUCUAUCGGCGCUCGGCCAUCCGGCAGGACGGCGCCGAGCCGCCCCACGACCUCCACCCUGAAGGGCCCGGGGUGCAGGUGGGUGAGCUGCCCAAUUCCCUGGAGCUGCUGGCGGAGCGGCUGGGGGACGCGGAGCGCAAGCGGCGCCACGCCAGGAAGGACGACUACAACAUCGAGGUGCUGCUGGCCGUGGAUGACUCCGUGGUGCGCUUCCAUGGCAAGGAGCACGUCCAGAACUACGUCCUCACCCUCAUGAACAUAGUGGAUGAGAUUUACCACGACGAGUCGCUGGGUGUGCACAUCAACAUCGUGCUGGUCAGGAUGAUCAUGGUGGGAUACCGCCAGUCGGUGAGCCUGAUCGAGCGGGGCAAUCCCUCGCGCAGCCUGGAGCAGGUGUGCCGCUGGGCGCACUCGCAGCAGCGCCCCGACCCCGCGCACGCCGAGCACCACGACCACGCCGUCUUCCUCACCAGGCAAGAUUUUGGGCCCGCAGGUAUGCAAGGCUACGCUCCCGUGACAGGGAUGUGCCACCCUCUCCGCAGCUGCACCCUCAACCACGAGGACGGCUUCUCCUCGGCCUUUGUGGUGGCCCACGAGACUGGGCACGUGUUGGGCAUGGAGCACGACGGGCAGGGCAACCGCUGCGCCGACGAGACCAGCAUGGGGAGCAUCAUGGCGCCGCUGGUGCAGGCCGCCUUCCACCGCUACCACUGGUCCCGCUGCAGCAAGCAGGAGCUCAACCGCUACAUCCACUCCUACGACUGCCUCCUGGAUGACCCCUUUGAGCACCAGUGGCCCACACUACCCGAGCUGCCAGGAAUUAAUUAUUCCAUGGAUGAGCAGUGCCGCUUCGACUUCGGUGUGGGCUACAAGACCUGCACGGCGUUCCGCACCUUCGACCCCUGCAAGCAGCUGUGGUGCAGCCACCCGGACAACCCCUACUUCUGCAAGACCAAGAAAGGGCCACCCUUGGAUGGCACUGAGUGCUCUCCUGGCAAGUGGUGCUUCAAGGGCCACUGCAUCUGGAAGACGUCGGAGCAGCCUUACAGCCAGGAUGGCAGCUGGAGCUCCUGGUCCAAGUUCGGCUCGUGCUCCAGGACCUGUGGGGGAGGCGUGCGGUCCCGCAGCCGGAGCUGUGACAACCCACCCCCAGCAUACGGAGGGCACCCGUGCCCGGGAGCCACCUACGAGUACCAGGUGUGCAAUGCCGAGGAGUGCCCGGGGCCCUUCCAGGAUUUCCGUGCCCAGCAGUGCUCCAAGCGCAACUCCUACUACACCCACCAGAACAGCAAACACUCCUGGCUUCCCUACGAGCACCAUGACGAUGCUCAGAAGUGUGAGCUGAUCUGCCAGUCUGAGGGCACGGGGGAUGUGGUGUUCAUGAACCAGGUGGUUCACGACGGGACCCGCUGCAGCUACCGAGACCCCUACAGCGUCUGUGUCCGGGGCGAGUGCCUGCACGUCGGCUGUGACAAGGAGGUUGGCUCCCUGAAGCAGGAUGACAAGUGUGGGGUCUGCGGGGGGGACAAUUCCCACUGCCGGACGGUGAAGGGGACAUUGGCCAAGACCCCCAAGCAGCCAGGUGUUUUGAAGAUGUUUGAGAUCCCAGCUGGAGCAAGGCACCUUCAGAUAGAGGAGAUGGAGCCAGCAUCCCACAGCAUUGCUGUUAAGAAUCAAGCCACGGGGAACUUCAUCCUGAAUGCCAAGGGCCAAGAAGCCAAAAGCCAAGUGUUCAUUGAGAUGGGCUUGGAGUGGGAAUACACUGUGGAACAAGGCAAGGAGAGCCUGAAAACCAGCGGUCCCCUGCAUGAGGCCAUCAGUGUUCUGGUCAUCCCUCAGGAGGAGGAGGUGAGGAGCAGCCUCAUGUACAGGUACAUCAUCCACGAAGACCUGCUGCCCAUGAUUGGAAAUAACAAUGUCCUGCUGGAGGAGAUGGAUUCCUACGAGUGGGCCCUCAAGAGCUGGUCCCAGUGCUCCAAGGCGUGUGGAGGAGGCAUCCAGUACACCAAGUACGGCUGCCGUCGGAAAAGCGACAACCGGAUGGUGCAUAGGAACUUCUGUGACAACAGCAAGAAGCCAAAGCCAAUCCGGAGGCGCUGUAACCUCCAGGAAUGCUCCCAGCCCAUGUGGGUGGCUGAGGAGUGGAGCGCCUGCAGCCGCUCCUGCGGGAAGCUGGGGGUGCAGGCGCGGGCGGUGCAGUGCAUGCAGCGCCUGCAGGAUGGCACCAACCGCACCCUGCACAGCAAGAACUGCCCCGGGCAGCGCCCUGAGACGCGCCGGCCCUGCGGCCGCCUGCCCUGCCCCGCACAGUGGAGGACAGGAGCCUGGUCCGAGUGCUCGGUGACCUGUGGGGAAGGCGUCCAGCAGCGGCAGGUGGUGUGCAAGGGCAGUGACAGCAGCGCGCGCUGCGAGGGUGACAAGCCAGAGGCCAUCCAGGGCUGCCACGUGGCCGUAUGCCCAGGGAAGCUCUCUGGCAUCACCUCCAGUGCUGAUGCCGGUGACCACAGCACGACCAAAGGGCAGCGGGUGCCCCAGGAGGGAGCCAAAAACCCCGUGAGCAAGAUCUCCUCCAGGGAGCCUUGCCUCGGGGACAAGUCCAUCUUCUGCCAGAUGGAGGUGCUGGCUCGCUACUGCUCCAUCCCUGGAUACAACAAGCUCUGCUGUGAAUCCUGUGGGAAGAAAGCCUCCUCCACCACGGGCUCACCCCCUGCCACCAGCAUUCCCCCGGGAUCCACCACUCCCAGCCCUGCUCUGCCUCUCCUCCCCUACCCCACUGCCCCAGCUCAGGGGGAGCCUGCUGGGGACCCCACUGUGGCACCUGGGCUACUCAGCAGUGCUUUCCCAGGGGAGCUGCCAGCCCCCAGGGAGCAGGGAAGGGGCCAGGGGGCCAGGUAACCUGCUCAGAACCACCUCCCUCUGAGGCUGGCUAAGCCUUUCUCCCCUUCCCUCCCGUUCUCUCCACCUUUUUCCUCUCCCCCAACUUCCAGCGAUGGUUUUCAUGGGUGGCACUGCCAGGUUUGGGAAUGACCUGGCUCCACACCCAGAAAUUCCUGGGAAAACCACUCAUUUCCCAUGGUCCUGCUUGCCCUCCCAGCCGUGCCAUGGUGCUUUUUGACAGUGCUGUGGGGAAAAAAAGGUGGAAAAGAGCAAAAAAAGCUGUGGGUACACAGGCUGCUUCCUCCCAAGGUGCUAAAAAGAUGUGGGAGGGACAUGGCUUUAAUGUUGCAUUUUCCUUCCCCCUGCUCCAAGCAGCAGCACAGGAUGUGCUGGACAGGAGGGUCCUGGCUUGGUGGUUCAGCCCUGGAGCUUGGGGAGAGCAAUGGGAGGAUCCUGGGAAUCUGGUGGGGAAAAUUGGAGGGGAGGUGCUGAGGUGAGGAGAGGGGAAAUGUGGGGAAAUCCCAAACUGCUGCUUUGGGCUGUCCCUGGUGGGGUAGAGAGUUUGGGAAACGUGCCUGGGGGAAGGUGGAACGUGCCAAGCACAGAGCUGCUUCUGUCCUGGAGGCAGGAGAUGGUCCAGGAGAUUCCAAAGUGAGCAAUAAGAACCACAGGUCAAAGACCAAAAAUUGGUGUCAAAUAUGCCUGUCACCUGGGGGUGACUUUUUUCAGCCAGUACUGCCCUUG